UAAUGUUUUCUAUUAAAGCACGCGAGUCUUGGUUUCAUAAGCGCAUCAUUACCAUUAACCGGGAUUGAACGCUUUGAAGAGGAUAUUCCGAGAUUGAACUAGUGCGUGCUGGGAAUUGCAGGGGAUAUUUUGAUCAUACAUUCUUGCAACAUGGUCUUGCCUAGGAUUUGGAAUCUGUGGGGAUAUUGUCGGAUGUUGGUUCUGUUGCUGGUUUUCUGCUAUAUUGUCAGCGCCGACGAUCAGUUCCUGUGUUGCAUGGCGGGAAUCAAGAAGGUCCGCCAUAUUUCCAUAUGCCCCGCCCCCUGUUGCCAUGGGUACGAGGAACACUCGGUUUACACUGCGAUGAUGGCCCAAAUAUCAUUCUGUAGGAAAGUUGAAGAGGACACCUCUCAAGAGUUGACACCCGCCGUGAGAGAGAAAUGGGGAGCACGGCGAUACCCCGACAAGCUGUUCCACUUCUAACACAGGACUUUCGAGGGACGUUGGCUAAGAGCUUUUCAAGCCUAACAAAUAAUAU
Molecule: messenger RNA, 517 nt
Organism: Mya arenaria
Lineage: Eukaryota; Metazoa; Mollusca; Bivalvia; Myida; Myidae
Exons: 3
Coding region: 151-462 (103 amino acids)
Source: RefSeq, a predicted model, not a curated record